Messenger RNA from Ricinus communis (castor bean), 478 nucleotides. Its product is annotated as auxin-induced protein 15A-like. Bases 55 to 357 code for a protein of 100 amino acids. The record is from RefSeq and is a predicted model, not a curated record. Gene Ontology annotation, biological process: response to auxin. Lineage: Eukaryota; Viridiplantae; Streptophyta; Magnoliopsida; Malpighiales; Euphorbiaceae. The transcript has a single exon.
CUUUGUUUUUCAAGUCCUUAUUGAACUUUAUCUUCUUUAUCCAUACCAAAAGUUAUGGGUUUCCGUUUACCUGCUAUAAUUCGCGCUAAGCAAUUUCUUCUCAGAUCCUCUUCUUCAACGUAUCAAACAGCUUUAGCAACCAUGGACGUGCCGAAGGGCUGUGUUACAGUAUAUGCUGGCGAUAACCAGAGAAAAAGAUAUGUGAUUCCUGUAUCAUACUUAAACCAGCCAUCGUUUCAAGAGUUACUGAGCCAAGCUGAGGAAGAGUUUGGAUAUGACCAUCCAAUGGGCGGUCUCACAAUUCCCUGUAGCGAAAGCAUCUUCUUAGAUGUCAUUUCUUGCAUAAGCAGAUCAUGAGAGACACCAUAUCUUUAUACAAUUUUGUAGCAAUUUUGUGCAAGUGUAGAGCUACAAGUACAAUGUACAGAAUAGACAUAGCAUUAAGCAUAAUAAAUGAAAUUAUUGUUUCUUUAUAUAA